AUGCCGUGCCAUAGCGUGGCUCGGGAUGCAAAUCUGCUCUUUGGCGUUCAUGGUGAGAGUGUGCAAGGAGAGAGCGGUGGUGCAGCGACGGAGAAGAAGGCGCUCACUUCGCAAUCGGCAACGGAGAGGGCGAGCACUUCCAAAGUAGCGACGAAGGAGCCAAGCACUUCGGACUUAGCGACGGAGAGGGCAAGCUCCGGAGUUCUGUGGUUCGAAUUGGCAGUGGAGUGGCCAAAGUCGAGCAGUGGGAGUGACAACGGCGGGUGCGUGAAGCAGCAUAUUGGGUCUUGGACGGCGCGGUGUGUGGCAGUCAAUGCUUCGGACAGUGUGGCAGGAGUCGAGACUAAGAGAACGCUUGGCGUGGGCGCCAAGGACAGUGUGUUGUACGGCGUGACGGAGGGCGAGGUGGGCACGUAG
This is a messenger RNA of Phytophthora nicotianae INRA-310, 417 nucleotides long. RefSeq lists its product as hypothetical. Bases 1 to 417 code for a protein of 138 amino acids. Lineage: Eukaryota; Oomycota; Peronosporomycetes; Peronosporales; Peronosporaceae. The transcript is spliced from 2 exons. The record is from RefSeq and is a predicted model, not a curated record.